Molecule: messenger RNA, 330 nt
Organism: Ixodes scapularis (black-legged tick)
Lineage: Eukaryota; Metazoa; Arthropoda; Arachnida; Ixodida; Ixodidae
Exons: 5
Coding region: 1-330 (109 amino acids)
Source: RefSeq, a predicted model, not a curated record
AUGAUUAACCAUGUGUCACGUUGUCACGUGAUGUCGUGGUGUCAGUACAUGCUGUCAACCUAUCCCGGAGCUCAUUUGGAAAUCAUGUUUGCCUGCGCGAUAAAGAAACUACCCGAAGAGGUCAAGGUAUUAGUAGACGAGAUCCUCAACAGGAUACCGGGCCUCAAGCUUCGUGAACUGGUGGAUAUCAUGUGCAAGACAAACAGGCAGUCCGGAUCAGCCAUGUACGAAGAGUUCCUGAGUCAACUUGAGGAGAGAGAACGGGAGCUCACCCGUACAGCGGUAAACAGCUGCCUGGCGACCGCAAACAAAGAACUCGGCUACGCCUAA